AUGAGGCUCAAUUUUCAACUUCGGCUUCCGUCUCGACACCAUCGUCCGACUUCAGCGCCUCGUUCGCUCCCCCCUACCCGUGAUGAUUCCGGAAUCAAGCUUCGCACAUACACCCCCCGUACUCCCGGUAUCCGACACUUGCGCCGGCCAGUUAAUGACCACCUCUGGAAAGGGCGUCCGAUUCACCGUUUGACUUUUCCCAAACGUGGUCACGCCAAGGGUGGCCGUAACAACAGCGGCCGUGUCACAGUCCGCCAUCAUGGAGGUGGUCACAAGCGUCGGAUACGGAUGGUCGACUUUAUGCGAGCCGACCCGGGUCCGCACCUUGUGGAGCGGAUUGAGUAUGACCCAGGUCGGACCGCACAUAUUGCCCUCCUGAGAAGCAAAGAGACCACCAAGCUCAGUUAUAUCCUCGCCGCCGACGGCAUGCGAGCUGGCGACGUCGUGCAGAGCUACAUGUCCGGUAUCCCCGACGACUUGUGGCAGAGCAUGGGCGGAACGGUUGAUCCUGGUGUCCUAGCUGCGCGCACCGCAUGGCGUGGAAACUGCCUGCCUCUUCACAUGAUCCCCGUGGGCACGUUCAUCUUCAACGUUGGCCUCCGCCCUGGGAAGGGUGGCCAGCUGUGCCGAGGCGCCGGCACACAUGCCACUGUAGUUGCCAAGGGAAGCGACUCCCGCCAACAGGACAUCGAGUCUGAGCAGACCGAGGAUGAAGGAAAGAAGCCAUUUUCGUUGCAGGAAAAGCAAAAACAGGAGCGUCUGGCGCAACACAUCACUGUUCGCUUAUCAAGCGGCGAGAUUCGACUGAUUCACAAGGAUUGCUGUGCCACUAUCGGCGUUGCUAGCAAUCCCAACUACCACUACACUCAAUUGGGUAAGGCCGGUCGAUCCCGCUGGCUGAACAUUCGUCCCACCGUUCGUGGCCUCGCCAUGAACGCUAUGGACCACCCUCACGGUGGUGGUCGUGGCAAGUCCAAGGGUAACGUUGACCCGAAGAGUCCUUGGGGUAUUCCGACCAAGUCCGGCUACAAGACCCGGCCAAAGUGGAAGAUUAACAAGGCCGUUGUGCACCCUAGACCUCGCAACCAAGGCAAGCGCCGCCGUGGUUACAAUUAG
Penicillium diatomitis is the source of this 1116-nucleotide messenger RNA. RefSeq names its product mitochondrial 54S ribosomal protein uL2m. The record is from RefSeq and is a predicted model, not a curated record. Gene Ontology annotation, molecular function: RNA binding; structural constituent of ribosome. The coding region runs from base 1 to 1116 and encodes 371 amino acids. The transcript has 2 exons. Gene Ontology annotation, cellular component: ribosome. Gene Ontology annotation, biological process: cytoplasmic translation. NCBI's taxonomy places the organism in Eukaryota, Fungi, Ascomycota, Eurotiomycetes, Eurotiales, Aspergillaceae.